Messenger RNA from Cicer arietinum (chickpea), 925 nucleotides. RefSeq lists its product as uncharacterized. The record is from RefSeq and is a predicted model, not a curated record. Lineage: Eukaryota; Viridiplantae; Streptophyta; Magnoliopsida; Fabales; Fabaceae. Gene Ontology annotation, cellular component: nucleolus.
UAUAAACCCUAAAAUAUUUUUAGGGUUCUGUAUACACUUCGCAUAACUCAACAAUGGCAUGCACUAUCGAUUUUCGGUCCCUAGAUGAAGGUUUCGGCGGCAAAACCUACAAACGCAAACGCGAACAAGCCCAAGCAAUCGAAGAUGCAAAGAUGGAAGAAAUCUCUACCAUGGAAACCGACGAUGCUGAUGCUGCUCCUCCGCCGGCAAAGAGAUCGGCGCUUCCAUCUCAAUCAGAUCCAAACAAGCCUGUCUUUGGAGCUCCGAGCUACGACGGAGUGAUCGCCGGUAAGGUCUCAGGACGAAAGUGGAAGCAGGCGCGUACGCGUCGUGCGUCGUCAGUUCAAGUGAAGAAGGGAACAACGUUCGAGGAGAGAGCGAGAGAGAAGAGGAUAAAGACGGCGUUUAAGGAAAGGAUAACGGAGUUGAAAGAGGAGAUUCGGUCGAACAAGGUUGAGAAGAGGAAGAAGAAAGAAGAGAGGGAGAAGAAGAAGAAAGAGAAUAUUCUUAAGUCUGGUACUAAGUUUCAGAAGAUUACGAACCCUAAAACUUUGAAGAAGAUUGCUAAGUCUAAGCAGAGGAAGCAGUUAAGGCUUGUUCCUGAUGAUUUGGUCAAGAAAUAGUUUUUUUUUUAAAUGAAGUUUUUAUGUGUUGCAUUUUGUUUAUUGUUGGAAAUUUUGGGUUUAUUGAAAGCAGAUUUUCUAAUUUGAUGCUUUUAGGAUCCAAAUAUCAUUAUGUUUAAAUUACUAUAGUCUUAAGAGAAUAUACAAAUUCUGUUGUGGCUAUGGAUGGUUGCCUUUGUUCUUUUAGGUUUUAAUCAUUAUGUUUACCAUCUUAUAUGAUCAAACGAUUAUAUUGAGUUUUCUGAAGGACUCACAUUUGAUGUAAUUGAAAGAUUGAAAAACAUAUGGUGCAUUUUAUUUAA